AUGGCUCUCCUGCUCUACCGCCGCCUCCCGCCCAAUCCCCACACGCCACGUGGCGGCUUCUCAGUGGUCGCAGCACAUGGUUCGAGUGACGGUGGAGGGAGUGAGAGUGACAGCAUCAGCAACAGCAAUAGCUGUAGCAUUGGGAGUGGGAGCAGCCGCGGGGUUAGUGGCCGGGGUGGUUUACCCAGCCCGUUCAGGGGUGGUUUACCCAGUCCUUUUGGGGGUAGAAGGGAGAAGAGGCGGCCUCUAGGAGAGCAGUUGGAGGAGGGUGAGGGGGGAGGCUGGGGAGAUAACUUAGAUCAAGCAGAGAUUGCUGCUGCUGGUACCAGCGCUGCUGCCGCUGCUCGUCCUUUUGCUACUGCUGCUGGUAAUGGUGGUGGUGGCGCUGCUGCUGCUGCUGCUGCUGCUGGGGGCCGUGCAGGGGGUGCAGUGGCAGAGAGUGAGGGGGAGGAGGCGUCGUUUGACAUUCAAAAGGUGGUGGAAUUCACCCUUGCGGACCUCGUAGCUGCCACUGACAGUUUUGCAGACAAGAACCACCUGGGGCAGGGCAGCUACGGCAAUGUGAGUGGUGCUGUGUGGUAUGGCAUGGUGUACCGAGGGAGGCUCAAGUCGGGAGAGGUGGUGGCGGUGAAACGAGCCAAGGCGGAGCGACGGCAGGACAUGCGCAAGUUCAAGAAGGAGGUGAUGCUGCUCUCCAGGGCGCGCCACAAGCAUCUGGUGCAGCUGCUGGGGUAUUGCCGGGAGGAGCAGGAGCAGCUGCUGGUCUACGAGUUCAUAGGCGGGGGAACCCUCUCUCACAACCUCAAUGCGCCCUGGCGAGCCAGACAAAACAAGCCGCCCCUCAACUGGACCGAGCGGCUGCUGGUGGCGGCAGGCACGGCGCGCGCGCUGGCGUACCUGCAUGAUGACGUCAGCAUGCCCUUCAUCCACCGGGAUGUGAAGCCCGGCAACAUCCUCUUGGAUCGACAUGUGGUGGCGAAGCUGGCAGACUUUGGAACGUCAAGAGCCGUGGACACAUCGUCGUAUUCUGCAACCAUCCAGGGCACUGCGGGCUACUGCGACCCCGACUACCUCAAAUCAGGGCAGCCAUCGAAGCGCAUAGACGUGUACAGCUUUGGCAUCGUGCUGCUGGAGCUCAUCACUGGCAAGUCGCCUAGAGGCAUCUCCAGGCCGUACCGCUUUCACGUCCAAGAUCUGCUGGAUAAGAAGGGGCUAGCAGGGAUUGUCGACCAAUCCAUGGGCAUUUACCCUGAAAAGGAGGUCACCAGCGUGCUCACCCUGGCCUUCAAAUGCACGGACAUUAAGAACCCUGCUGCCCGGCCGUCCAUGAACCGUGUGGUAACCGAGUUGGAGUCAGUGUUAGAGCCUGAGCGAGUGCUCCCGGUUACAUCGGCGGUAGCACGGCAAAUACACCACCAACAUGAUAUAAGCUUGUCCCGAGGAGUCGGGGACGAGAGGGUUACAGAGGCGCACAAUGAAAAUGUGCAAGAUAUUGGGGAGUCGAAUAAUGUGACAGUAAUGGAAGAGAUAAGCGGAGAGGUACGGCAAGGUCAUGAUGAUAUCAGGGAGGGGGGUGUUAUAGGAGAGGGUGGAAGCGUGGAGCUGUCGUUUGAUUGGAAUUUGCAAGAGGGAGGCAGUGGUGGGUUGGGGCGAGAUAGGAGAAACGCUUCCAUGGUGGGGGAUCCGGAUAGGCCAAGCAGGUCCCCGCGCCGCUUCAUUUGCGCUCCGUCGCUUAUUCUGCUAUUUCUUCUCGCUCAUACCUCCAUUUUCGUUUCCGCUGACGGAUCUCCUUCAGGCGCUAGCCAGAAUCCGUCCGAGAACUUCGAUUUCCCCACCUUUAGCGCGGAUGACGAGGAACUCAUUAUGGCGUACGAGAGGAAGUUCGCAGCCAGACCCGGCGAGGAGGAGGUGUCGUACGAGCAAGCGUAUCAUCUGGGAGAGAAACUGAGAGCUCGCGGUGUGACUGCAGCGGAUGUGCUACAAAGUGAAGGCGAUGUUUUGGCGGGAAAGGUUCAAGAGGAGGGAGGCGCGCAGACGGAAUCCGUCAAUGACGACGUUGCCCGUCAAGCAGAGUUUCCGCGGAGAACUCUCUCUGCAACUUCCGCCUCCCCCUCCGCCUCCGCUUCCGCUUCCCCUGAUCAGUCCGCGCUCGCGACCCAAACCAUCGCGCGUCUUCGCUCGCUCGGCUUCCGAACCUUCGCGUCCGCUCUGGAGAAAACGGACGUUCUCUCCGCACUCCCUUCGACCGUCGCGCGCCCUGGGGGGUUCUCCCUCCUCGUCCCCUCGGACCGCGCGUUCCUUAAUCUCCCGCAAGCCGUACAGAAGCUAUUAAGAGGCCCGGACGCGAAAGCCGUACUUAAGAACCUCAUUCUAUACCACAUUUUUCAGCCGCGGAUUAAUUUUAACUACUUUUUGAAGCUCAGAGGACGGCGCGUGAAGACGCUGCUUAGAGACCAGACUCUGACCGUUGGAUUCGGGCGCUCCGGCUUUCCCGCAGCGCCGACAGUCGCGGGAGGGGAGUCUCUUUGGUUUGCUCCCUCUGACGGCGGAAAGCGGGUUGCGGAUAGCAGCAGCGCCAGGCCCGCUGGUGGCGGUAGCGCGGGUACCGUUGUGAUUGUAAAAGAUGUUGCUUAUAACGGGCUCGCGAUCUGCCAGGCUGUCAGCGUGGUGCUCGUUCCGCCGUUGGAUCUCCUUUCGCCUCCCAACGCAUUACCCUCCGCCGCCACCACCACCACCACCGCGACUAAGGCUAAGAACGCGCCUCCGGUUUCCAAAACCAAGUCGCCCGCCAACGGCGGAAGUGGAGGGAAGAUUCGUCCGCCUCCAUUGAAGAAAAACGUCGUCGAAUCCGCCUCCACGUUCGGCGGCAGAAUUGCAGCCGCGGCAGGUGCGGGGAAGCGCGGAAAUGCAGCGCCAGUGGCCGUGCCGAGUCCCGUUAUCCGACCGUCUUCCAUAACGUUAACCCCGCAGCAGCAGGUGCUCUACUGGCUGUCACGCCACGGGCUGGGCCGCACCGCCGCGAAUCUCGCGCAGUCCGGCGUGCUGGAUCUCGCGACGGCGGAUAACCCGGUUACCGUUCUCGCGCCAACGCAGCUCGCGUAUCGCUUCCUCCCCUGGACGGUCCGGCAGCUGUUCUUCACCGCGUCGGGGGAACAGGUGUUACCGCGGCUGAUGAAAUACCACGUUAUAACGGAGCGGCUUACAGUGAAGCAGCUGCGGUCGGCCGGGAAUAACAAGUAUCCGACCCUGUUGGAUGAACACCCCGUUGAUACGAAAGUAGGCUCGACAUUUGUCCGUUUCUCUCCCGAGCCUCCGGAUUACGCCGCCGCGACCAUCAUCCCCGGGUCGUCCUUCAGCAACGGCAUCGCGACCGUCCACGUCAGCAGCUCCGUGCUCAUCCCGCCGUACGAUCUCCUCUCCGUCCCAGAGCCUCCCACCCCCGCGCCCGUCCCCCCGCCGCUCGGCCCCGCGCCCGGCCCCGGCCCCUCCCCCGCCCCCGCAGCAGCGGGGACCCAAGCGCUAGAUAUGGUGGGGGACUUGGAGGCGGAAGGGGGGAGUUUCUGGGAAGAGGCUAGACUCAGGGCUUCCGCUCCCGUUCCCCCUCCCCCUCGCCCUCCGCUUCCCCCGCCGCCGCCCCCGCCCACGGGCGGGUUCGUCCCGAAGCGCCAGCUAAUCUCGUUUGACGACGCGCGCGGGGAGCCGUACAGCGCCGCGCCUCCCCCCAUGGCGGAGCCUCAUAGCACCGCGCCUCCCCCCAUUGCCGUGGACUUGGCGCAGGAAGGGGAAGGGGAAGGGGAGGGGGAAGGUGAAGGGGAAGGGGAGGGGGAACGAGAAGCGGACGAGGUUGACGAGGUUCGGGAAGCGGCGCUAGAGACAGCAGCGGGUUCGGAGGGGAGGGAGGUGUACGGCAAACCUGGUUCCGAAUCAGGUGCUUCCUCAGGUGCUGCCUCAGGUGCUUCUUCAGGUGUUUCUUCAGGUGCCAGGCGUGUGCUUCCUGAGCUAUCACUCAGCGCCCGCCAGCAGACCAUAGACGAGCUAGCAAAGCGCGGCCUCACUGUACUCGCUAAGAACCUCGCCGCUACAAGGAUACUAGACUCCCUAUCCGGCCCCGCUACACUCCUCGCGCCCACCAACCUAGCCUUCUGGACCCUCCCUCUUCCCAUUAAAGCCCUCCUGAUGGGUCCCAAGGCGGACUUAGUUCUUAGAAACCUCGUGGCCUAUCACAUCCUGCCACGUGGCCGCGUGUCGUCGAAGCAGUUUGAGGCGGGGAUAGAGGCGGCGGGGAUCGAGGGGUAUGAGAUAUUUGACACGCUGCUGGAGGGGACGAGUGUGAAGGCGGAGCACUUGGGGAAGGCCCUCGCCUUCUCGCCGCUGCCCAUGGUGCCCCUGCUGAGCCGAGUGGCUCGGGUUGUCGCGUCGGAUAUUAAUACCGGAGCUGAUGCUGCUGCUAACGAAGCUGAUAGUAGCGGGGAUGAUGCUGGUAGCGGGGAUGCUGGUAGCGGGGAUGCUGCUAGCGGGGAUGGAAUCACGACCCAUGUGAUCAACCGAGUGCUCAUUCCGCCGGUCAAAGUGCUGCUAGCGCCCUUCGAUUCCCCCUCCUCCUCCUCCUCCUCCUCCUCCUCCUCCUCCUCCUCCUCCUCCUCCUCCUCCUCCUCCUCCUCCUCCGCCGCCUCCGCUUCCUCCUCCCCUACAGGCGUAGCAACAGCAGCAGCAGUUAACCCUUUCAGUGCGGCAUAUGCUGCUUUGGCCCAAUCCAUGGUCUUACCAAUGGGUGAGUCGUGUCUCAGUCGUUGUCUGUUCAAUGGACUCAAAGAGCCAUUCCAUCGUGUUGCCAUCGUCUUUCCACCUUUCCCUCCAUCAUCCCCUUUUCAUCUGACCAUGUCCCUCCACCCCUCCCAUCCCCUCCUGCACCUUUUACCCUGCACCAAGUCUUUUGACGUGCUCUCAUCUUACCGCUGCCCUCCCCCUCUUCAUGCACUCCUCUCUCCACUCCUCGCUGCUCCCUCACUAAAUCCCAUCCUUUCAUCAUCGCUUUCCUUCUUGCUUCCUCCCUCUCCCCCUUCCCUCCUUCUCCACCCCCUGCCCUCAUUCCCUGCCCUAAUUCCUUUCCAGUCCCGCCUGCGCCUCUUCGGGUGCACCAAGACGGCCGACAUGAUCGUACGCUCCGGCUUCAUCGCGCUCCUCACCACCGCCACAUCCCCCAACGUCACCUUCUUUGCUCCCACCGACGACGCGCACGCCCGCAUCCCCGCACCCGUGAAGCAGCUUAUCACAGACAACGGCGCUGCGGCCGAGACGCUUCUCCUGAGCUACCAGGGGGUUUUCGGGAUUCAGACCUACGCGGAGCUGACCAACAAGUCGACCGGGUCGCUCCCAACGCUGUUGACGGAUAUGUCUGUCACGCUGACCAAGACCCGCUGCCCGUACUUCAAGAGGUUUUACCGGGAGCCGGGGUGUAAGGAGGAGGUUUCCCUGUUUUCGGAGCCGCCUAUGAGUUACCCUGCUGUGAAGAUCGUUCGGCCGAAUAUAAUCUAUAUUCAGGAGCCGCGGAACAUUACAAGCUCGGGGCAGAAUAUCACGAUUAUUGUGCAGACGCUCGUUCAUAUCUCGUCGGAUUUCUUUAUUCCGGAUAUGGCGCUGCUGGUUCCUGGUGCUGUGCCUCCUGCUCCUCCUCCAGACUCCCCCCCUCCUCCUCCCCCUUUCCCUCCCCCCUCCCCGCCUCCCUCCCCUCCUCCUCCCCCUUCCCCCCCUCCACCAUCACCACCACCAGUUGAGUAG
Messenger RNA from Closterium sp. Naga37s-1, 5778 nucleotides. The record is from the annotation of a GenBank genome assembly. NCBI's taxonomy places the organism in Eukaryota, Viridiplantae, Streptophyta, Zygnematophyceae, Desmidiales, Closteriaceae.